This is a messenger RNA of Fusarium redolens, 4554 nucleotides long. Its product is annotated as ankyrin repeat-containing domain protein. Gene Ontology annotation, molecular function: protein binding. The transcript has 7 exons. Lineage: Eukaryota; Fungi; Ascomycota; Sordariomycetes; Hypocreales; Nectriaceae. The coding region runs from base 1 to 4554 and encodes 1517 amino acids. The record is from RefSeq and is a predicted model, not a curated record.
AUGGCCGAAGUCCUCGGUAUCGCAUCCGGCGCCGCGGGCCUCCUAAGUCUUGCGAUAGAAGUGACCAAGCUCAGUUAUACCUACAUCGCCAGUGUUCGAGGCGCGCCUAAAUCAUUAACCUCUUACAUUGGGGAGCUUGCAACGCUCACCUCGGUUCUUUUACAGCUCGACGACCUCAUCCAGUCUAAAAAGAUCAACAGCCAGAAUAGCCAGAUUCUCAGCAAGGCUUUAAACGACUGCAAACAGGAAGUAGAAUACCUGAGGGCAAAGCUGGAGAGAAAAGUGUCAUAUGGCAGAAUCAAAGCCAAGGUGGCCGCUCUGGCUUGGCCCUUAUCAGAAUCGGAGUUGCAGGACAAAGUAAACAUGCUGCAUCGCUACAACGGCAUCUUCUCAUCUGCCUUACAAGCCGAUACUAAUCAUUUGCAAAGAACCAUUGCAAUUGCCACGAACAAAGAACUGCAAGACUUCAGGCACAGUACCGAAACAAAGGAAAUCAUUGCCUGGUAUAAGUCGGAUGUCGCAAUUGAGGUUUCAACCUCUCACCUGGAGGAUUACUGUCCCUCUACAUGGCAAACAUUUCUAUCAGGCCACGUCUAUCAUUCUUGGCGCAGUGGCUCAACACCUGUCGUUUGGGCAUAUAGACAACCUGGUGCUGGGAAAACAGUAUUGGCUGCACUCGUUCUCCAAGAUAUCAAGUCUGGUAAUUUACCUGGUACAGCCAUCGCCUCACACUUUUUCAGCAGCAACAGACCCAAGGAGUCUGUGGGCAAUGUCCUCCGCAACCUGAUCGCCCAAGCACUCCGCGGCUGCCCUGUCAUCCCUCAAGAGGCAUUGGCCCUGUAUGAGAAGGGGUCCCAGAAUCUAAUGAUGACCGAUCUGAUCAAUGUUCUUGAGGCGAUUGCUAAAUCAAUGACCAUUUGUAUCAUCCUUAAUGGACUUGACGAGUGUCCAUUUCUUCCUAAGCUUUUCAACAUCCUGUCGACAUUGCAGGAGCUAGGAGUCAGACUUUUCGCAACAGCUCGCGAUCUGCCAAAGAUUAGAAAACAUUUUAAGAAGAAGCCAAGCGUGGAAGUUUCUGCCACAAGUCAAGACUUAGAUCUUUACGUUAAUCACCGAUUAAAGCAUGGAGAAGUUGAUGUCGAGUUAAUCGGAACAAUAUUGAAAUCAGAUCUUGUGUCUGCGAUUGAGAAGAAGACAGCCGGGUCGUUCCUUCUUGCUCGGCUCAUCAUGGAUCACAUCACUAGCCUGCUCACUAUCAAGGACAUACGAAAAGCCUUGAUAUCGUUACCCGCUAAUUACGAUGAGGCUUACCUAGGCACAUUUGACCGUAUAGUCAAGCAAGCCCCUGGUCUAAGGGACCUCGCCUUGCGAUCAUUAAAUUUCAUUUGUUAUGUCAAGGAGCCUUUACGAAUAGUUGAACUGCAGCAUUGCCUCGCUAUCGAGGAAGGCAUGCUCGAAAUCGAUCCUGAGGAUCUUCAAACUCCUAAAACUAUCAUCUCAUCUUGCCUUGGACUACUUGUCGUUUCAGGAUCAGAAAGAAUUGUGGAAUUCGUACACUCGACUGCGCGAAGGUUCCUCCAGAGUCGACCAGAAGGAAUGGAUAAGCGCCCCCAUCUGACAAUUGUUCGCAGUUGCAUCUCGUACAUGUCAACAAAUGAGAUGCGCCAGGGCCGCUGUACAUCCCACGAGGAGAUCACCCAACGUUGUCAGAAGCAGCCGUUCCUACAUUAUGCAGCGAACUUCUACGGCUACCAUGCUCAAGAAGUUGAAGGAGAAUGCUUCGACCAGCUUUCGGAGUUUUUAGAGGACGAUGUCCUUCGGGAGAGCUCUUGGCAACUUUUGAACUUCAAAGCUCAUCUCGAUACUUCCGUCUCCGAAUCUGUGUUCGACUCUAGUCCCAGAAAUGUACUUGCUCUACACGUUGCCGCAUUCUGGGCUUUUUAUAAGUAUGUUGUCAAUAGCUUGGACGACACACAGCCGGGAACUCCGAGCACUAAGAUGCAGAAUCUAAAUAAGGCUGACUCUCAUGGAUGGACACCUUUGCACUGGGCCGUGUCCAUGGGUCACAACAGCAUGGUUGAAAUUCUUCUCAUAUCAGGAGCCAGUCCUGAUCUUCCGGAUCUUGCAGGAUGGACGCCAACAUUCUGGGCAGCCUUUAAGGGCCAUGCGGAUAUUAUUGAAAUGCUGUGGCGGUAUGACAUAGCUCCAUUUCGGUGCGAUAUCAAAGGACUUACUCCACUUCACUGGGCAAUAUGCGCGGGUCGAACCGAAAUCGUCAACCGGCUUUUAAAAGUCAAAACACGUUUUGGACAGUACCAAAAGUCGGUAGUAACCUCACUCCCCUCAUUGGAAGACUUGACAAUUUCAAGAGCUCGUGCCAUGACAACUAAGGCAAAUCAAAGUCCUUUCAAAUUCUAUUCAGAAGGUACAGACAUCGAAAUGUUUUCCGCCAUCUUCAACGCCCUAAAGCAGAGCUUUCGUGAGAAAACAAACAAACCUCGCGAAAGAAGCAGCGGCUAUUACACAAUUGAUCCGUUUCUUUAUGGACCCUUUGGACGAAGCCUCAAGGCUGAUAAUGGCAGAAGAGCAAGACCAGACCGUGACUACCAGUGGGGUAAGCCGGAUGUUGAUUUUCUUCAGUUUGUGGAUCAACUGAUGAUUCACGCUACGCGGUCACAGAACCUGCCUAUCAUCAAACUGGUGUUUGAUCUGAAACUUGUGAAAGCUUCUGGUAUUGAUAGCCUUGCUCUUCUUCACGAAGCGGCAGCAUCUGGUUGGGUCGAGGGUAUGUCUGCCUUGAUCGACCUUGGGGCAGAUGUCAAUAAUGGGCGAAGAAAGGAUGGGAAAACACCUCUUCACGGAGCAUGCCUAAACCAACGCGAAGAAUCAAUCAAUCUGUUGUUGGAUAUUGACAAAGUUGACGUUAAUGCUCGAGACAAAGAUCGACAAACACCAAUCAUGGAUCUCAUGACCGUUUCCUACGAAGAGAAAGGACUCGAUCUGUACAGGCUACUGAUAGCAAGAGGAGCAUCAACAUCCAUCAAAGACGCGGGAGGGAACUCCCUCAUGCAUUUCGCUGUGCGGACAUGUAAUGCUCCGAUCGUCCAAAUGCUGUGUACGGCCGGGUUAAGCAUAGAAUCUCCAAACAAAAGUGGCCAAUUACCGUUGCACUGGAUGGCUCACUGGAAGUACUUUGAACUGCGGAAGGCUGUCACGCCUGAUGAAGCCCAAUCCCUGAAGCAAAAGCGACACGAUUGCAUGAAGCUUGUCUUUAAACUCUCGAGCCCAAGCUCCCUGGAUUCUAUCUGCGAUUGGAAAGAUGGAGCAAUGCCGUCUAAGCAAACGCCUUUGUCAUUAGCUUUAUCAAGAGAGAAUUGGGAUCUUGCAGCCGAGCUACUGAGAUAUAUCAAGCAGCCCGGGAAUAUGAGUUACUUGCUGGAUGCCAAGACUCACAUUAUACACGAACUUUGUACGGUGUCGAAAAGACGUGCCUCAGUCUCAACGCCCAGAAGCCAUGAUCGAACGAUGCUGUAUUAUGAAUUCCAGCCGCUUUCCCUGUAUGAUUGGACUUGUCUGCUUCAAUCUUUUCUUGACGCCGGAGCUGAUAUCAAUGGAGUUAAUUGGAAAGGGGAAACGCCCCUGCAGCUUUGCGUACAGAGGGCAGCUAGCAUACAAGUCAUUGAUACCCUGCUCAAACUAGGAGCCAAUCCCUACCAGGCAACGGAAGAUGGGCUAGAUUGCUUCCAGCUUGCAUUGCUGUGUUGCGACGCAGCAGGUAGUUGGGAGAUAAUGCGCUGUCUUCGAACUUACGCGAACACUCAUCCAGAGCCAGCACAUUAUUUCUGCCAAGGAGGUUUCCUGAUUGCCUCCGAUAUUCCCAUAGAUAAUGAGGAAACUCGCUACCUUCAAGUCCUCCGCCAGACUAAUGCCAUCAACUUUAAGACGCGGUCAGGUCGUACGCUUAUCUACGAAGCCGCUAGUCGGGGUAACACACACUUGGUAGAAAGGUUACUGGACCAUGAUGCUUAUGCGCAUUAUAUCGAUGACUUUGGUAGUUCCGCACUGCAUGCAGCUGCGAAGAAGCAAGCUCCAACAACGGUAGCUGCCCUACUUCAGGCUGGAGCAGACGUCCAUCAAGUUUCUUUCAACGAGUUUGGCUCAACAGUUAGAGGUACACCGUUACAUGUUUGUCUCGAGGCCUGCAGUGGAAGCCAAGUAACGAGUGAGACAAUCGAAGUUGUCCGCAUCUUGCUGGGUUAUGGUGCUGACCCUAAUUAUGCGGUGGUCAGGGACGAUUACACAGAGACGAGCCUCUCACUCCUUCUAAAGGCACUACGCCGGUCAAUAGACUACCCCGAUCUCGACACGAUCACUCCUGAACAUUUAGAUCAAUUGGCACUAGACGUACUGAAACUACUGGUUGAUGCGGGAGCACGAGUCGCUGAUAGCGCUGAUGAUAUUACAAUUGGUGUUGUUGCGAAAAUGGAGGGUUAUGAAUCGCUAUGGGAGGAAAUGAGAUCGCAAUUAAUGCCUAACCAGGUCAUAGACCCUUAG